Molecule: messenger RNA, 621 nt
Organism: Vicia villosa (hairy vetch)
Lineage: Eukaryota; Viridiplantae; Streptophyta; Magnoliopsida; Fabales; Fabaceae
Exons: 1
Coding region: 1-621 (206 amino acids)
Source: RefSeq, a predicted model, not a curated record
AUGAUAAAGUGCUUGUGGAAUCUGUGUAAGAAGGCUGAUAAUAUGUGGGUUAAGUGGAUCCACAUGUAUUAUUUGAAAGGGAAAGAGAUCAUGACAAUGCAAGUGUCUACAAGCUGGUCAUGGAUUUUCAAAAGGAUUAUGGAGAUGAGAGGAACUGUUAUGCAAAUACCGGUGGAAUGGAAUCGAUUGCUUGCCUCCAAUAGAUUUCAGAUGACUAUGUUGUACAAUGAGCUCAACAAGAGGGUUGAAAAAGUAGAUUGGAGAUAUAUCUUCUACAAGAACAAAGCCAGGCCACGGGCACAAUUCAUUGCUUGGCUGAUAUGUCAUGGUAAACAAGCAAGCAAGGAUAGAUUGGUUAGGUUCAACAUGUUAACUGAUGCCACCUGUGAGCUGUGUAGGAACUGUGAAGAGUCCAGAGAUCACCUCUUUUUUGAGUGCCCUUCUAACUAUGAUAUUUGGAAACAAAUCCUGCACUGGUUGAGCUAUGAUCACAGUCCCCAGCCGUGGAAUGAAGAAUUAAGGUGGAUUAUGCAUGAAACUUCGAGGAAGGGAAGCAAGGCACAGAUCCUGAGAAUAGCUUUUGUUGAGACUCUCUAUGCACUACGCCAAAAAGGCCUUUAG